This is a messenger RNA of Umbelopsis ramanniana AG, 1724 nucleotides long. RefSeq lists its product as uncharacterized. The transcript has 4 exons. The record is from RefSeq and is a predicted model, not a curated record. Gene Ontology annotation, molecular function: metal ion binding. Gene Ontology annotation, cellular component: nucleus. NCBI's taxonomy places the organism in Eukaryota, Fungi, Mucoromycota, Umbelopsidomycetes, Umbelopsidales, Umbelopsidaceae. The coding region runs from base 61 to 1548 and encodes 495 amino acids.
UUUCCAGCGGCAUUACAAUAAUGCGGAAGGAAAGCUACUGCUGUGGAUCAGUAAUCUUUUAUGUCAUCACCAGAGGAUCUGCGAGCCAAGAUCUCGAAACUUUCUGCAGCAAUUGAGCAGCACAAGCAGACAACCUUCUAUUCUCCAUCGAGGGGAAGAGGAAGAGCCCAGCCAGUGUGGCAGCCGAGAGGAAGGGGUCGAGGAAGAGGCACCUUAGCACCGACCUUUGGGAACAAAAAGUUAAUAUUGAAUCAGCCUGGAUCCGCACCCUCAACCUCUACGGCCAAGAGCAACACUACUCCAGCCAUCUUACAAACACCAAAAAACCAUACAUCGACGCUGUCACAUAGCGAACCUGUGAACUCAAGCUCAAGACAAAAUCGAACUGUAGUGAUCAACGGCGUAACGUUUGUGACAGACGCUUCAGGGAAGAAGCUCACCAGACAAGACCUUAUACCAAGUUCCACAGCAAGCAGUCUCAUGGCUAAAUUACAAACAACAAAGCCAUCUCUGACAACGACGCCAGUAUAUACCCCCCAGAAAGCGGAAAUUGAAGGUGUUGAAUAUGUUAGAACAAAAGGUGGCAAUUUGGUUCGUGCUGAACUAGUGAAAGAUCGCUUGAUACAAAAAGCGAAGCUACGAGAAGCAAAGGCUGCAAGUCAACGGGAGCAAGCUGAAGCUGCGAAACUGCUACGACAAGAAGAUAGAAAGAAAAAUAAGAAGAUAUCAAGAAGUAAAGGUGGCCACAUGGUGUAUGUGAAAGAACCGGAAGGCUAUGUGAGACAAGGUAGACAUGGCAAAUCGCUCGUAUUAAAUGGUAAUCAGAAAGACAAGUCAAAAAUGUAUUGUGGAUAUUUCACCCGCUACGGCAAAUGUAAGAAUGGCAAGAAAUGCCCUUUCAAGCACGAUCGAUCCCAUCGAGCCAUAUGUCCCAAAUACCUUCAACACAAAUGCCCACAACCUGCACAUCUAUGUUUGUUAUCGCACUUCCCCAUUCCGGAGAUUAUGCCCCAUUGUUCACACUUCCAGAGAGGCAAGUGCGAUCGUGUCAAUUGUCCAUAUCCCCAUGUUCGUGUCAGCCCUCAGGCUCCAGUGUGCAAAGCGUUCGCUUUAGAAGGAUAUUGUGCCAAAGGCGAGAACUGCAAAAACAAGCAUAUCCAUGUUUGCCCUGAUUUUGCCGAGACUGGUAAAUGUGAAAAUGCGACUUGCAAGCUUCCGCAUGUUGCCCUCAAGAAGAAACAAGCUCAAAAGGCAACGACUCAAGUCAGACAAUGGGUCAAUCCACAACUUAUCCAUGCUGGAUCUAAGCGUGAACACGACGGUGGUCCAGAUGAGCAUAUGAGUAAGAAACCCCGUGCCAUUGUGAAUACUCUUGAUACCAAGGAGGAAGACGGCUUCCUAAAGUUCGAUGACGAUGAUGAAGGCUGGAGCGCUUUUAAAAUGAAAGAUGAAGACAUCAAUAUCGACGACCAGCUGUCGCUGCAUUUCAGCGACCACGAAGGAUGUGUCUUCAGACGACUUUUCAAGCGACGAGGAACAACACGAUGAGGCAGUGGGAGGUAAUUUGGCAAUUUGAAGUAUAGACAGUAACAAUUAUAUCGCUCAUUAUACCUGGGCUCGAAGACUCCUUUUAGCCGAUACAGAUGUCAGCUUUUUGUUCGUAUAUUGCAGCCCUUAUUUUAUUGAUGACAUUGUAAAUAAAACAAACACUUUUUCACAACAUA